UAUAUUACUUGUAGACGUGCAAUUCUGGAUGAAUUACGCUGUAUCAUAUGUACAUAAGAUUUUUUAUAAUAAAUCUAUUUAUAUGUUAAUAUAGUAACGAUGUGUACGCCAAUUUUUUCAAAAAAAAAAAAAAGUACAAUUAAUCGCUUGAAGAGGGCGAGUCGAGCAUCUCAACGCUGCAGUAAAUUUUACUAUAUACUUACUAUACUCUGUGCGGCACGUGCGCACAUCCGAAUCGCCGUCGCCGUCCUGCUAAAGUAAUUUUUCUGAAGCAGCUUGUUUUCGACUGAGAUUCUGAUUGUUAUAAACUAAAUAUGAAAUUGUCAAACAAUACAAAAAUUGGAAUUGGAUGGUAGGGCUUGUGCUAUAGCUUUUGGACUAUACAGUUUUUAUUUGUCAAAAACGUACAUUGACAGUAAUCGUUAUAAGGCAAUGAAAGCAAGACAACGUAUUAAACAGGCGCAUCAAGUUAACAAAGAGGCAAAUCAGUGAGACAACGACAGAGCAUCAUUAAAAUUCAUAAGUUUGACGCAAAUUUUUGAAUUAUAUUUUAAAUAAAAAUCAAAAAUGGCCGGACUACCACCGUUAGAUGAAGAGAAAUUGAAAUUGGUCCAAGACCUGGAGAUAGAGAUGAUGUCGGACAUGUACAAUCGAAUGACAGCAGCGUGUCACAGGAAGUGUAUUCUUCCCAAGUACCUAGAGCCCGAGCUGGGGAAAGGUGAAUCAGUUUGUAUUGAUAGGUGUAUUGCUAAGUACCUAGACGUUCAUGAAAGAAUUGGCAAAAAAUUGACGCAGAUCUCUAUGCAAGAAGAAAGCCUUGUCAAAGGAGCCAAACCUGGUUAACGUUGGGUGUUGCCAGAUGGGCAGCUUAGGGAAAUAAAUUUAGUUUUGAAGUGCAUUGCCAUUUUCCUAUCUUGCAUUCGUAGUACGUUGAAUUGCAUUUAUGUGAAGUAAUAUAUGAAAAAUCAAGGUUUACAAGAUAAGAAAAUCGUGGUGCACUGUGGUUGAGAUCAGACAAAUUUGGUUUGAUCAAUUUAAACUAUCUUUGUAAUUCUGUUUUAUGAAUCGAUAAUUACAAAAAUUUAAAGAA
Nasonia vitripennis (jewel wasp) is the source of this 1090-nucleotide messenger RNA. RefSeq names its product mitochondrial import inner membrane translocase subunit Tim10 (gene Tim10). Lineage: Eukaryota; Metazoa; Arthropoda; Insecta; Hymenoptera; Pteromalidae. The record is from RefSeq and is a predicted model, not a curated record. Gene Ontology annotation, biological process: protein insertion into mitochondrial inner membrane. Bases 568 to 843 code for a protein of 91 amino acids. The transcript has 2 exons. Gene Ontology annotation, cellular component: mitochondrial inner membrane.